Molecule: messenger RNA, 3356 nt
Organism: Sarcophilus harrisii (Tasmanian devil)
Lineage: Eukaryota; Metazoa; Chordata; Mammalia; Dasyuromorphia; Dasyuridae
Gene: KCNC4
Product: potassium voltage-gated channel subfamily C member 4
Exons: 4
Coding region: 101-1915 (604 amino acids)
Biological process (GO): potassium ion transmembrane transport; protein homooligomerization
Cellular component (GO): axon; voltage-gated potassium channel complex; dendrite membrane
Molecular function (GO): protein binding; delayed rectifier potassium channel activity
Source: RefSeq, a predicted model, not a curated record
CCUCUCCUCCGCCCCCCCCCCCCCAGUCUGACGCUGCCUCCUCAGGAAGGGUGUUUAGAGGGCAGCGGCCGCCCCAAGCCGGAGCCCCGCAGCGCUUCUUAUGAUCAGCUCGGUGUGUGUAUCCUCCUACCGCGGGCGUAAGUCGGGGAACAAGCCUCCGUCCAAAACAUGUCUGAAGGAAGAAAUGGCCAAGGGCGAGGCGUCGGAGAAGAUCAUUAUCAACGUGGGCGGCACGCGACAUGAGACCUACCGCAGCACCCUGCGGACCCUGCCCGGCACUCGCCUCGCCUGGCUGGCGGACCCCGACGGAGGGGGACGGCAGGAUCAGGAUGGGGGCGGCGGCCGUGCGGGGAGCAGCAGUAGUUGCGGCGGCGGCAGCGAGUUUUUCUUUGACCGGCACCCGGGCGUCUUUGCCUAUGUCCUUAACUACUACCGCACCGGCAAACUGCACUGCCCCGCAGACGUGUGCGGCCCGCUGUUCGAGGAGGAGCUCACCUUCUGGGGCAUCGAUGAGACCGACGUGGAGCCCUGCUGCUGGAUGACCUACCGCCAGCACCGAGAUGCCGAGGAGGCGCUGGACAUCUUCGAGAGCCCCGACGGCGGCCCCGCAGCCGGGGAGGAGGCCGGAGAGGACGAGCGGGAGCUGGCCCUGCAGAGGCUGGGCCCUCAUGAGGGUGGCAGUGGAGCCGGCCCUGGGGGCGCAGGUACCUGCAAAGGAUGGCAGCCGCGGAUGUGGGCGCUCUUUGAGGAUCCCUAUUCAUCUCGAGCUGCCAGGGUUGUGGCCUUUGCGUCUCUAUUUUUUAUCCUUGUCUCCAUCACCACUUUCUGUCUGGAGACGCAUGAGGCCUUCAACAUUGACCGCAAUGUGACAGAGAUCCACCGAGUGGGGAACAUCACCAGCGUGCGCUUCCGGAGGGAGGUGGAGACGGAGCCCAUCCUGACCUACAUCGAGGGGGUCUGCGUCCUUUGGUUCACGCUGGAGUUCCUGGUGCGGAUCAUCUGCUGUCCAGAUACAUUGGACUUUGUCAAGAAUCUGCUGAACAUUAUAGACUUUGUGGCCAUCCUCCCCUUCUACCUGGAGGUGGGGCUGAGUGGACUCUCCUCCAAGGCAGCCCGGGAUGUGCUGGGCUUCUUGCGUGUGGUCCGCUUCGUCCGAAUUCUACGCAUCUUCAAGCUCACCCGACACUUUGUGGGCCUCCGGGUCUUGGGCCACACUCUCCGCGCCAGCACCAACGAGUUCCUAUUGCUGAUCAUCUUCCUGGCUUUGGGCGUCCUCAUCUUCGCCACCAUGAUCUACUACGCCGAGCGAAUCGGGGCCAAGCCGUCCGACCCAAGAGGCAAUGACCACACCGACUUCAAGAAUAUCCCCAUUGGCUUCUGGUGGGCUGUGGUCACCAUGACGACACUAGGCUAUGGAGACAUGUACCCCAAGACGUGGUCAGGGAUGUUGGUGGGGGCGCUGUGUGCCUUGGCUGGGGUACUCACCAUUGCCAUGCCUGUCCCUGUCAUUGUCAACAACUUUGGCAUGUACUACUCCCUUGCCAUGGCCAAGCAGAAGCUGCCCAAGAAAAGGAAGAAGCAUGUGCCCCGGCCCCCUCAGCUCGAGUCGCCAGCCUACUGCAAGUCGGAGGAGACAUCGCCCCGAGAUAGCAUCUUCAGUGACUCUAGCCCCCCUGUGGGGGAAGAAGGCAUGGUGGAGAGGAAACGGGCAGAUUCCAAACAAAAUGGAGAUGCAAAUGUGGUGCUGUCAGAUGAGGAGGGGGCCUGCCUUACCCAGCCCCUGGCCUCGGCCCCUGAUGAGCGAAGGGCUAUGCGCCGUUCCAGUACCAGGGACAAGAACAAGAAAGCUGCCACCUGUUUUCUGCUCAGUGCUGGAGACUAUGCUUGUGCUGAUGGCAGUGUCCGAAAAGUUUAACCGCUACCAGCUCCUCCCAAAUCCUUCGGCCAAGAAGCAGAAGGCCUUUUGUCAGCUCCGUACACCUGAACUCCUGGAUGCUCUCCAUUGGCUUCCUCACCUGGGGGUUGCGGGUUUCUCCCUCCUAAUUUGUUCUUGCCUUUGCCCUAUCCCCAAAGAAGGCAAUGUCGAUGGGAGAGUGUGUGUACCGGUGACUCACACCUGUGCUCUUUAAACACAGAGACCUGCCAAGACGUCCUCUCAUCCAAUUAUGCCCAGGCCGAGGUCCUCACCUUCUCUUAAAGCUUGGCUCACCUGGAGGCCGGGAGCAUGGAGAGAGACAGUGCAAGAGGCUUAGGGAAAACCCUGGAUCUUUCACUCGGAAAGAAUUGGAAAUCCUUGUUUGUGCAGGACCGUUGGAACAAAUACGCACACACACACACACACACACACACACACACAUACACACAUCCUAUGGCCCAGGAUGGGUCCAAUGGUUUAUUAUAUUGUACAAAUCUAUAAAGAUCUAUAUGCAUAUAUACAUAUAUAUUCUAUAUUCUUACAUGCUGUACCCCUGUUUGUAGUGCAUGUGUUGCUUGGUGGUCUGUCUCUUGUGUCAGCCUCUGCUACCCCUUCUCUCCCCCACCAAUCCCAAAUCCUAUGGUCCCACCUCCUUUCUCGCUCCUGGUUCCACAUUAAUUUUUCUGAAGCAACCCGAACCCUCCCAGUAGAAUUCCGACUGAACUGGCUGCUUGGCUGAUGGGUUCCUGCUUCCACGUCUCACUUGACUUGGGUUUAGCCAGUCACUCUGUAUCCAUCUGUCUUCCCAUUCCAAACCACAUGUAUCAGGGGCAGGCAGAGCCUGACAGAAAUUCAGACUGCCAGUCUAUCCCCCCUCCCAACCCAGGGAUCCCCUUCAAAGAAAAUCCAUUACUCCUACUCUCAUGGCUUGUGGUCACCGGUAUCCCGGCCAGCGGAAUGGGACAAGGGAUCCCCCGCCCAUGUCCCCCCGCUGACCCGUCUGCUCCCCAGACGAGGGUCAUUUUGUUUUUGUAUAUCUAUGUAUUGUCUCCCUCUACGUUUGUUUUCAAAGAUGCUGCCAGGCGGACUCAUGGGGAGGGGUGUCUGUCUGUCCGUCUGGCUCAAGGGUCCAAGGACCCGCGGAAGCCUCGGGAUGAAACGAGAUGAGUCGCAAUACUCUACUUCCUGACCUUGGGCCAGGGGACGCGUGCAAUAGCAGAGUCAGGGCUGCCCCUUCUGCCUUGACCUCUGCCCCUCACCCCAGCACCCCUUCCCCUGUCCCCAACCCAAUCUUCCCCGGUGUCUGUCAGUACUUUUCUAAAACUGUUACCUCUUUCUGUGUCCAAGGCAAUACUCCGGCCAGGAGCUGCUGGUCUGUCCGCAUGCCUCUGGCUGUUAUACUGUGGUCAAGCCCCAAUAAAGAGAUUUGGAGCUGUCUCAA